AUGGCAUUUAAGAUACAGACAUUGUUAUUUCUUUCUUCAAUGAUGACUGUUCUCUUUCUUGCCUCUGCUUUAUUCCUCGAAUACAAAUAUCUCAAAACUUCAAUGCUUUACCUGAUUUUUAAAGGUAGGUAUCGAUACAUCUUUUACUCAAUGAUAUCAGUAAUGUUUUUCGCGGUCUUGUUGGAAUUUGUUAUAUAUUUAGAUCCUUCGAAAUCAAGAUUAAUAUAUUAUUCGGCAUAUACAUUAGUUACUUUAUCCGAAAUUGGAUUGAUGACAUACGGAAUCGGAUUUAUUAAAAUGGAUGAAAAGCAGUUAAAGGACGUAUGGACAAAUGUAACUUAUCAAGACCAAUUUUCAAAAAUAGAAAAAGCAUUAAGAUGCUGUGGUUAUUCCAAUGUUUUAAUGUCAGCAUCAGGAAAGUGCGUAUAUACAACUGUAUGCCAAGAAGUUUUCAGCAAUGAAGAAAGCUAUCGUAGAACUGCAACAAUAAUUCUCGUUUUCUCUUCAAUUUUAUUCCAAAUUUAUAACUACCACGCUAUAUAUACCAUCUCUGGCCCACGAAAAGUCAAGCCAAGUGAAUUUGAAGACUUAAUUGAAUCUGCACAAUAA
Molecule: messenger RNA, 609 nt
Organism: Trichomonas vaginalis G3
Lineage: Eukaryota; Parabasalia; Trichomonadida; Trichomonadidae
Exons: 1
Coding region: 1-609 (202 amino acids)
Source: RefSeq, a predicted model, not a curated record